Molecule: messenger RNA, 2092 nt
Organism: Paramisgurnus dabryanus
Lineage: Eukaryota; Metazoa; Chordata; Actinopteri; Cypriniformes; Cobitidae
Source: RefSeq, a predicted model, not a curated record
CUACAUUGUGAGUGCGGGACACUUUACAGAAGACACUUUACUGUCACAUCUGCUAAGCACUAAAGUGACAGCAUUCAAAUGUUCAGCAGAAAUAAAUCAUCACCAACAGCACCAAAGGUGCAAGUGUUGUAUGCUGGAUACCUGUACAAGUCCCCUGACCUUUCUAAGCCUGCAAAACUCAUGAAAUCAUGGAGGCAUCGCUUCUUUGUACUUUCCAAGGCGGAUGAGGACAACUAUCAGCUGGCAUAUUAUAAAAAUAGAGAAAAAAUGGAGAAGCCUUUGGGGAAAAUAGACCUUUCUAUGGUCAGGUUGAUUUGUACUGCUCCUGAGAAACAUCAAAUGUGGGAAUGGAUUCGCAAAAACUUUAAGUGCCUCCCGUCCUCUGUACUGUUUCUGAGAGUGGAGGACUUCAUGACAAAAUAUGCAAGAGAUUAUUUCCUCAUCGGAGAAAACAGUGAAGACGUGAAGUGCUGGCAGAAUGAGUUACUGAAAGUUAUAAAGACUCAAACAUCACAGAAUAAAGAAACAGACUAUGACCUUCAACAGGAUAGAUUAAGAGCAGAAUCUGAACCUAUACCCAAGUCUCCACAUUGUUAUGAAAAUAUAAGUCUAACUUCCAUGUGCAGGCAGUCUCUACCUGCAGGUACACUUUUCUAUCAAGUGCCUGAUAACACUCGAAAGGAGUUGAGUUCUGUUUACUUUACUGAUGAUGAUGAUGAUGAUACAGAGGAACAGCCUGAAACUCCAGAUGACAACAAUGAAUACAUGGAUAUGACAUUAGCACGUGUGGUGUUGCAACAGAACCAACAGGAGGAGGAUGCAUUCUUUCAGAAAAAUACGUCCACCAACGGUCUUGAUUCUUCACAGGACUUGUGUGAUGGUGCAGACAAUCCAAUGAAACGAAACAGUGCAGAGCUGAGAUGCUCUAUGCGGUCUCUUCCAGACUUUAAUGGAAAUUGUGCCUCUACUGAGAUGAAUACGGGAUUUCCAAACAAGAGUGAAACACACAAACCGGUUCAGAAGGAGAUCUGCAUUAAUCGAAAUGAUCUUUGUAAAAGUUUAAUAUUCACACAGAAAGAAGGAAAACCAUGUGUAUACGAGUGUAAGACUGAGACCUCACAUUUGUUUCAUAAGGGGGAUCAGAUCCUGGCCCUCAAUGACCUUCAAAUAGAGACAGUAGAUGAGAUACAGACAUACAUAAGAAGGCUUACAAAAGAUGAGGUAAAACUGACUAUUCUACGACAUCCUGGAUCCCAGCCUUUUUAUGCUGAACUCUUGAGGAGAUGAAACAAGAUGAGACACUUCAUUAAGUCUUUAAUUCAUUAGAAAUGUGAAAGGUUCAUUGGCACCCCAAUAAGUAGUUUGUUCUUGUAGUAAUUUAUUUAAUCAGGGAGGCAUACUGUAAGAGUGGGCAAGGUUAUGUGCAAGCACCCAGUUUUAUUUUGUGUGUGUGCAGAGAAUGUGCAGAAGAUGUUCAAAACAUGUAGCCCUGGGGCAGUACCCCAAUAAAGGUCCUAAUAUGUACCAUUUAGUAUACAUUUGGUAAUGCCAAUAUGCACAUCUGAGGUACUAAUAUGAACACUUCAGGUGUAUUUUUUGAAAGGGUACUGCCUCAGUGACAGCUGGGUAACAUGUUUUGAAUUAUUUAUUUUUUUGACAGUGUGUACGUACAUUAAUUAGUAACACGAGACUGUAUAUUAUUUAUUCUUUCUUUAUUCUUUAUUUUCAAGGAUGAACCAUCUCAUUUUCGAGGGGUUAUUCUGUAUAUACUGUAAAGUAUGUAGAUAAGAGUAUAUGAGACUGGUGUUGGGUAUAUAAUGUUAUGUUGUAUAUAAGGUUUAUGUUACCAUCAGGCACAAAAUAAGAUGUAUUGUGUAGAAGUAUUAUGCUGACAUAUGAAGGAACUUCUUUAAAACUGCACUUUUCUUUUUCUAAUUUUUACACUGAUGCACUUUAAUACUGUUUCAAUAUUACAACCUUUUGUAAUUCUUUAUUUUGUUUUAAAAAAAAAGAAACAAUGGAAUAUUGCAGAUCAUUUUUAUAAUCACUUAUUUAUGUGAACAAUGUGAAACAUUGUUAUACCUUAAAGUGU